GAGUAAAAAAAUCAUGAAAAAACUAUUGAGUUUAGGCAAUGUUGGAAUGCAGAAGUAAUCGACUCAUCUCUACAAUUUCAAUCGUUGUUAAUCUAAUCAUCUCGACAUUAUUACGCUCUUGAAAAUAUGCGCAAAGCGUUCUUUGCGAUAGGUUUGAGAAUAAACACUUUAUAGUAAAAUGCACUUAGCAAAAUGCAUACAAAUGACAGGAGUUGCAAUAUAAUAUAUUGCUUUUAUUGCUCAGGUCUUCAUAUGAAUUUUGCAUAAAUUGACUUGUGCUAUUUAACUCUCCCGUUAAACCCAAUGUCUUGUGCCUUGUGGCAUAAGUUUUGAUGAAAAUUGGUAGGGAAAAACUAUAUUCAUAUUCUUACAUGAUUAUCCUAUAGUUUGUUUUUUAGUUUAGGUUUGAGGACGUUUAUCAGAUCGUCUCACAUUUUCUGGUUUGCAUGUGAAAUAGUUACAGGAAAUCUUGUUCUCCUGUUCUUGACCCUUCAAUUGCUGGAACCUUAGAAUUAGGUUGUGAUCUGCUUAAAGUAUUUUUAAAUGAAUUUCGGACGUUGUGCGUGGAUGUCGUAAAAUUAUUAGUGGCACUGGCGGUGGUGGUUGGAUUGGGUUGGAUUGGUGGUGGUCGAGUUGAAGUUGGGGAAAGAAAAACUAAGUUUCCUGAGGAAACAUUCGUAUACAUCCCCCCGGACUUUUUUAUGCACCAUUGCCACUACACGACCAAGGUCACUACCCAAAAAUUAGCCAUUUUUACUUCCUUCAAAACCACCACCGACAACACACUCUGACAGAAAUGUCGAAAUUCUUAACAUUUAUGUAGUCGAACGAAAGUUAUUUCACACAACAUAAGUUUCUGGUUGGUGUAGGUGAUGUUGGUUUACUUGGUGGUUGGCUGGACGGAAAGAUAGGAAAUUUUGGAAUGUGACCUCUACUUUUCGUUUUUAUAUAAUUUCUCGGUGAUUACACAAUUAGAUUGACAUAAUGUAAGCGAGAAACAAGACAUCUGCAUUCCUUGUUAAAGGGUGGUGUAUGGGUCGUGGUGUUUUGGUUGGCCUAAACUUUUUAAAACUUUAGGAAAAUACCAUCCCCUGCUGCGUACCAUCUACUAUAGUUAUCCGUAGUAGUGACUAGUGUGGUGUCAUCUUACAUCAUAUUCACUGAAAAGCUUUAAACCAAAUUGGUACAAAAAACUAGGACAAAAUGGGGAAGAAGAAGUCUGACAUUUAUUCCUGCUUCCAAAUCUUGGCAAUGAAGAACAAGGCUAACAAAAGUAUCUUCAUGUGCAAAUUUUGUGACCGGCAAUAUUUACAAAAUGCUACAAAGAUGGAGAGCCACAUUGUAACCCAGUGUCAAAAAGUACCACAUCAAGUUCGUCUAGCCUACGCCAAAGUUCCUCCGGGUGUGGCUCAGGAGUACAACAAUAAUUUAGGUGCUGGUGGGGCUGUCGCCAACUCGAGGCCUUCACCUUCUUUGAGCAGUGAUAACAGUUCUAUUGAAAGUCGUCCAGAAACUCCGGUCAAUGUAAACUAUCACCAAAAAUCUCAGCGUCCUUCCCCAGGAAACAAUUACUACACCGCAACCUCCAGUUCAGGAGGGAGCGGGACAAGUCUAGUGAUAAAACGUGCUGGAGGAACUCUUGUGUCUGAUCUGGUGCCCUCAUCCCCUCGUCAACAAUCAAAUAAGAAGCCAAAGUUGGAUAAUAAUAACGUCAUUACGCUGAAUGCAAAUCAAGUCCGGAGCCUAAUGGCGAAUAAUAAUAAUAAUAACAACAACAAUUUGAGCAAUCAUAAUCUUACCAAAUACGUCCAAGCCCAGCAACAAAAACAAAGGCAGCAGCAGCAGCAACAACAUCAGAAUCAGCUUUAUUUGCAGCAAUCAAACGCCAAAAGAGGAGCUCAAAGAGUGCAAAGUCCUCAAACUGGAGGAAUUCAUAUUAAGGCGAAACACAUGGUGCCUACAAGUACAGCAAUCAGUAACCAAAGAAGAGCGCAUCAAGGGAAUGGGGGUACCAAUAGCGUUGGAAGGACUAACGUUGUUUUAGCAAAAGUUAGCAGUGGUGGUAAUGUUGGUGGCCUUGCUGUAACUCCUGUUCCAGUGGGAGUGGAGGCCUUCCCAAAAACUUUCAAUCAUAAAGAGUUGGUAGAAGUCUGGAAUCUUCUAGCUCGAGCUGUUUAUUCUACCGGAUGUCCACUUUCCUUGUUUGAGAAUGAACAUUGGAAAGCAGCCUUCAAAAAAAUCCGUCCAGGUCUAACCCUCCCAACCACCGACGCAGUUUCCAACUCGCUGCUCAAGGCGGAAUAUACAACUAUUAAAAAGAAGUUGGAACAUUCCAUUGAGUCUCUAAAUUUUGUCACGGUCCACUGUUUAGAACUCAAAGAGUUGGAUGGGGCCACUUUUCUGAGCUUUUUCAUUAAUUGCUCAACAAUGCCUUCGCUUUACCGUGUAAUUCGCUUAGAAACAGGACAAGAAAUUGACACCGGAAAGUUUUCGUCUACCUUGGAUGCAAUAGGUCCACAGAAAGUCCUUGCAUUUGUUGGUGGAUGCUCCCUUGACCAUCAAGGUGUUUCCAAAACCUGGGAUUCCCUCCGAUUCCUUUAUCCUGGUCUUAUUACGUAUGGAUGCAUUUCACAAGGGCUCAAUUCUCUUUUAAAUUAUAUCCUCGGACUAGAUCGAAUUCACAAACUUUGCCUUAAAGGAAAAAGUUUGGUUAGUGAGACCAAGAGCAAUCCAGAACUGAAGAAACGCUUUCAAGAAAUACAAAGAGAGCUAAAGUUAGCUCCCGUCCCUGCGUUCAAAUUUUCAAGUCGCAGUUCAUGGGCCUCGUUAGUGAAAUGUGUUGCCUUAUUAGUAUCACAGAAGGAGGCUUUCCAAGCUUUAAUUCAAGAAUCCAAAGAAGAAUUUUGUCGAAACGAAAAAGAAGAUCUGAAUUUAAGCCCAACUGAGGGUAGUAUGGACCUCGCCAGCCCCGAGUUCUGGAGCUCGUUGACCUCUGUCACUAACUUAAUAGUGCCUCUGUCAAAUUGGAUUAAAACGGUCGAGGGUGGGAGCUGUAUUGGCCAAAUUCCGGUGAUAUUACGCGAGCUGAAAGAAGCAUUUGCUUCCAAUGUCGAUAAUAUUAUGGUACUUGACCAACUCGAGAAAGAAUCUCUCAAAACACAAUUGAACAUCGUGAGACGCCUCUGCAUGAACGAACUGCACCUUGCCGCAUGUUUGCUAAAUCCACAAAAUCGGAACGUUCUUACAUCUAACGAAGAAGAAGAGGCUGCCGAAUUUAUACACUUUUUUUGUGAGACGUUUAGUGGUUUUCAGGCUGAAGCUGCUUUACCACAAUUAUCUGACUAUCGAAAUAAGGUUGGCGACUUUUCAGUGGAGGAAGAAUUGUGGAGUAAUGUUGACAGCACUGAUCCUUUGGAGUGGUGGCGCAGCUUAUUCUUUCAAGCUUAUCCUUUAGCCGAAGUUGCAUCCCAUCUUCUCCAAAUACCAUCAAAUCUCUGCACAUUAACACUGCCUUCAACGUUUAACCCCAAGUCUCUGUAUAUGUACAACACGACCUCCCCUCCAAUGGGCGAUGAUACUUUAGAAAAGUUGGCUUUGGUGCGCUAUUACAUGCAAAAAUCUACUCAUGACAAUCCAAGCAAAAGCAACCCACUACAAAUGCAGAUGCAAGUUCAAGUGCGACCCCUCAAUCAGCCCAAAGUAAAUGGAGAGAAAAACGCAAAUUCUACAAUAGUGAAUGGGGAAGGAAUCUUUAGUGCAGCAGAAGGUGGCCAGGAUCAGAUUGAAGGGAUUACUACCAGUAUUGGUAGAAAAAUUAAUAAACCUAACGAGCCAGCUCUACCUCACGCAACAAUAAUAAGCAACGGAAGGGACCCUGAGCCUGAUUUUCGUUUAGAGGAUCAAGAACCAAUGGAUGUGACUCAUACUCCGAAUCAGAUGGGAAUGGACGUCACUAAAUGCCAGUUUAUGGAUGUGACUCAGUUUCUGAGACAAAAGACGGAAACCAGUGUGGCUGGGUUUGAAGGUGACGGAGAAGACGAUGAAGAGGAGGAUGGGGAAGAGGACGAUGAAGAAGAAGUUGACCAAGAGGAUGAGGAAAUCAAUGACAAUGUCCAUAGUCAACCACUACCGCGAGCAGCGGUAGGAAGUUUAACAACUGAAGAGUUAUUGAAGCUCAAACGUGGGAUUGUUGUAAAUGGUGCUGAUGAAAUUCUAAAUGGAAUAAUUACAAAACCGGCGAUGGCAGCUCCAGUUCUAGCUCAUCCUCUAGCACUUCUAAUAAUGAAAAUAAGUGAGAAAUAAUUUUAAGUUUGAGAUGAACGCCUUAUUAACAUUUCAAUAUGCUUUGAAUUGAAUAAGUUCUGAAACUGAUCUGACGAUGAAGGGUGAAAUGACUCAUUCAGUAGAAGCACUACUACUUGGAUGUUUUUGUCAUCUUGCUAUUAUUUCCGGAAGAACAAAAGCCUUAAUGUGAAUACAAUUUAUAUGUAUGUACAUAUGUAUAUGCAUACAUACAUAGUUGGCCUAAUCGACAAGCUGACUACAAUAGAUUUGACUAUAAUAGAUUAACAUUACGGACCCUAAGCUGUUUAAGAUAUCUCAUCCAUUCGAAUCAUACCGUGUGUACCAAACUGACUGUGACUUCUGUGAGACCUUACAUACAUACAUAUAUCUUUAUAUAGGUAAACUGUGCGGGUAUGGGGUUUAGUAUAUGUAUUACUACACUGGUACAUAGAUUAUGGAGUUUCUCCUCUGAUUAUAGUUGUAUAAUGCUUGAGCAAACCUUUCGUAAGAUUUGGGUUUGUUCAUUCGUAUUAUCCACAAUUGUAACUGAUCUAAGCAAGUAUGGUACAUAACUCUUGUCGCAAUCCCUUCUCAGGUUUUAUUACCUGUGCCGCAACUAAAGAUGUUUGGCAUAAUAGUAACAUAUUUAUUCAGCUAUGCAAUACACAAUCUACAUAACUCUUAGUCCUCACCUGAUACGAUAUAUUUAACAAAGAACAAAAUACACGCCUCACCGAAAACAGUACCAAAUCAAUCCGGGUAGCUAAUUGCAACUUUAAUAUCAUGAUAAGUUUUAACAUGCACGCACUGAUACUUUUUUUGGAUAUGCUUAUAUGCACACUAAUAAUAAUCAAAUAAUUAUUUAUCAAACCUUGUCUGGAACAAUUUCAUGAAUGUCCUACAUACAUGUGCUGUUGUUCAAAAUAUUAACUCCAUAAUAUAUUUAGGUUUUAGGAAACGUUUAAUAUUUUAUGUACAUUACUAAUUAUUGUCUGCCUGCUCAGUUCACUCUCUCUUUCAUGAAUUUGUAUGCAUGCGUUAUGAUUUUUACAAUUUUGUUUAAUGAUUUUAUCGCAAAUUUGUUGUAUCUUUAUGGUAGCAUGUGUAUGUAGUGGAUUUAAUUUGGUUCAGUGUUUGUCUAGUAUUAGUCUAGUAUUGUGUUUAAUUGUUGCUGUUUCGCAAUUUGUUUGCCCACCUGCUUAAAUUCAAAAUAGCUUAAGCGCAUCAUAAUUCUUUCAAGUCCAAAUUGUUACAGAUUUAAUGCCAGCCGGGUGUACGGUGUUUUUUGUUCAAUUCAGGUGUCAAUUGUUUUUGUUUAUCUUUCAGUCAAUUCUCAAUAAACUACUGAAAAUGUG
Messenger RNA from Folsomia candida, 5639 nucleotides. RefSeq lists its product as uncharacterized. Bases 1204 to 4302 code for a protein of 1032 amino acids. The transcript has 16 exons. NCBI's taxonomy places the organism in Eukaryota, Metazoa, Arthropoda, Collembola, Entomobryomorpha, Isotomidae. The record is from RefSeq and is a predicted model, not a curated record.